Musa acuminata AAA Group (dessert banana) is the source of this 534-nucleotide messenger RNA. Its product is annotated as bifunctional 3-dehydroquinate dehydratase/shikimate dehydrogenase, chloroplastic-like. Gene Ontology annotation, biological process: chorismate biosynthetic process; shikimate metabolic process. The transcript has 5 exons. Lineage: Eukaryota; Viridiplantae; Streptophyta; Magnoliopsida; Zingiberales; Musaceae. Gene Ontology annotation, molecular function: shikimate 3-dehydrogenase (NADP+) activity; 3-dehydroquinate dehydratase activity. The record is from RefSeq and is a predicted model, not a curated record. The coding region runs from base 1 to 534 and encodes 177 amino acids.
AUGACGCUUGUGUGCGUGCCGCUGGUGGCGAAGACGGUGGAGCAGAUGGUGGCGGAGAUGGCCGCCGCCAGGGCUCGCGGCGCCGACCUCGUCGAGAUCCGCCUUGACCACCUCGCCGUCUUCCAUCCCCGGCCAAAGUGGGAAGGAGGUGAAUAUGAAGGUGAUGAUAGCCGGCGGUUCAAUGCACUGUGCUUAGCUAUGGAAUUAGGAGCUGAAUACAUUGAUAUCGAGCUUAAGGUUGCUGGUGAUUUUGUUAGAUUCAUAUCAGGAAAAAGGCCAGAGAACUUUAAGCUUAUUGUAUCUUCGCAUAACUAUCAAAGCACACCAUCAAGGGACGUGCUUGGCAGCCUUGUAGCAAGAAUACAAGCUGUUGGGGCUGACAUAGUAAAGAUUGCAACAACUGCUUUGGAUAUUGUUGAUGAGAUGAAUGUGGUGCCCAUAUCACUUCAGUGCAUGUUGGCAAUCGGCAUGGUGGUAAAUGAUACAUGUCAUGCUUUUGGCUUGACAGUGCUGAAACAGCUCUUUGCUGAAUAA